Molecule: messenger RNA, 12068 nt
Organism: Pongo pygmaeus (Bornean orangutan)
Lineage: Eukaryota; Metazoa; Chordata; Mammalia; Primates; Hominidae
Gene: ZNF221
Product: zinc finger protein 221
Exons: 5
Coding region: 55-1908 (617 amino acids)
Biological process (GO): regulation of transcription by RNA polymerase II
Cellular component (GO): nucleus
Molecular function (GO): DNA-binding transcription activator activity, RNA polymerase II-specific; RNA polymerase II cis-regulatory region sequence-specific DNA binding
Source: RefSeq, a predicted model, not a curated record
AGGCACUUCCGCUCCUGGAGGGGAGGUUGCCGCCAAUUUUUCCCUCAUUGUGGCAUGAUUUCACCUUCACUUGAACUGCUUCAUUCAGGACUCUGCAAAUUCCCUGAAGUAGAAGGAAAAAUGACCACAUUCAAAGAGGCAGUGACCUUCAAAGAUGUGGCUGUGGUCUUCACUGAGGAGGAGCUGGGGCUGCUGGACCCUGCCCAGAGAAAGCUGUACCGAGAUGUGAUGCUAGAGAACUUCAGGAACCUGCUCUCAGUAGGGAAUCAACAAUUCCACCAAGAUACUUUCCAUUUCUUAAGGAAGGAAAAGUUUUGGAUGAUGAAGACAACAAGCCAAAGAGAAGGGAAUUCAGAAGGCAAGAUCCAAAUUGAGAUGGAGACUGUUCCAGAAGCAGGACCACAUGAAGAGUGGUCCUGUCAGCAAAUAUGGGAACAAAUUGCAAGUGACCUAACCAGGUCUCAAAACUCCAUAAGGAACAGCUCUCAGUUCUUCAAAGAAGGUGAUGUCCCCUGCCAGAUUGAGGCAGGACUAUCUAUAAGUCACGUGCAACAGAAACCUUACUGGUGUAAUGAAUGUAAACAGUCCUUCAGUGAUGUUUCUGUCUUUGAUCUUCAUCAACAAUCACACUCAGGAGAGAAAUCUCAUACAUGUGGUGAGUGUGGAAAAAGCUUCUGUUACAUCUCAGCCCUUCAUAUUCAUCAGAGAGUCCAUAUGGGAGAAAAAUGCUAUAAGUGUGAUGUAUGUGGUAAGGAAUUUAAUCAGAGCUCACAUCUGCAAACUCAUCAGAGAGUCCAUACAGGAGAGAGACCAUUCAAAUGUGGGCAGUGUGGGAAAGGCUUCCAUAGUAGAUCAGCACUUAAUGUUCAUUGCAAAUUACACACAGGAGAGAAACCUUAUAAUUGUGAGGAAUGUGGGAAAGCCUUCAUUCACGAUUCACAGCUUCAGGAACAUCAGAGAAUCCAUACUGGGGAGAAGCCAUUCAAAUGUGAUAUAUGUGGUAAGAGCUUCCGUGUUAGAUCAAGACUUAAUAGGCAUUCCAUGGUUCACACAGGAGAAAAACCAUUCAGAUGUGAUGCAUGUGGCAAGAACUUUCGUCAGAGAUCAGCACUUAAUAGUCAUUCCAUGGUCCACAUAGGAGAGAAGCCAUACAAAUGUGAGCAAUGUGGAAAAGGCUUCAUUUGUAGGCGAGACUUUUGUAAGCAUCGGAUGGUCCACACAGGAGAGAAACCAUAUAAUUGUAAAGAAUGUGGGAAGACCUUCAGAUGGUCGUCAUGUCUUUUGAACCAUCAGCGAGUCCACAGUGGACAAAAACCCUUCAAAUGUGAAGAAUGUGGGAAGGGAUUUUAUACAAAUUCACAACGAUCUUCCCAUCAGAGAUCCCACAAUGGAGAAAAGCCAUAUAAGUGUGAGGAGUGUGGUAAGGACUAUAAAAGGAGGUUGGAUCUUGAGUUUCACCAGAGGGUCCACACGGGUGAGAGACCCUAUAAUUGUAAGGAAUGUGGCAAGAGCUUUGGCUGGGCCUCCUGUCUUUUGAAACAUCAGAGACUCCACAGUGGAGAAAAACCUUUCAAAUGUGAAGAGUGUGGAAAGAGAUUUACUCAGAGUUCACAACUUCAUUCCCAUCAGACAUGCCAUACUGGAGAAAAGCUAUACAAAUGUGAGCAGUGUGAGAAGGGGUACAACAGUAAAUUUAAUCUUGACAUGCACCAGAGGGUCCACAGGGGAGAGCGACCCUAUAAUUGUAAGGAAUGUGGAAAGAGCUUUGGCUGGGCUUCUUGUCUUUUGAAACACCAGAGACUCCACAGUGGAGAAAAGCCAUUGAAAUCUGGAGUGUGGGAAGAGAUCUACUCAGAAUUCACAGCUUCAUUUACAUCAGUAAGUCUAUGUGGGAGAAAAGCCAUAUAAAUGUGAGAAGUGUGGGAAGGGCUUUGGCUGGGCCUCAACUCAUCUGACCCAUCGAUUCUCCACAGCAGAGAAAAACCAUUCAAAUAUGAGAACUAUGGGAAGAGCUUUGUACAUAGAUCAUAUCUUUUUUUUUUUUUUUUUGAGACAGAGGCUCACUCUUUCACCCAGGCCUGACUUCAGUGGUGCUAUCUCAGCUCACUGCAAGCUCCGCCUCCCGGGUUCAUGCCAUUCUCCUGCCUCAGCCUCCCAAGUAGCUGGGACUACAGGUGCCCGCCACCACACCCGGCUAAUUUUUUGUAUUUUUAGUAGAGACGGGGUUUCACCGUGUUAGCCAGGAUGGUCUCAAUUUCCUGAGCUCGUGAUCUGCCCGCCUUGGCCUCCCAAAGUGCUGGGAUUACAGGCGUGAGCCACCGUGCCUGGCCAUAGAUCAUAUCUUAAAGACCAAGAAAAAAGUCCACAGUGGAGAUAAUCCAUACAAAUGUGAGGAGCGUGGGAUGUACUACAACAGGCACUUGACUUGAUAUGCAUCAGAGGGUCCAUAUGGCAGAGAAACCAUGGAAGUUUGGGGAGAUUGCCAUGUGCUUCAGUUAUGCCUCAAAGUCUUCAACUUCAUCGGAGUGUUCACUUUCAAGAGAAACCUUAGUAAUGUGAUAUCUGUGAUAGUCUUCUCAACUACAAGCUCAUCUGAGAGUUCACAAUGGGAGAAGCAUUAAAAAUUUGAUACAUGUGGUAAGCACUUCAGUUUGAGUUCAUAUCUCAUAACUUAUUACAGAAUCCAUGCUGAUGAUACAUUUCAUACAGUCUCAGGAGGGAAAAUAUGUAAGUUAAAGUCAGAGUUUCAGCCAUAGUUCAGCAUACCCAUGUGGUUUUAGAACCACUGUAGCACAGAACCUUUGUAAGUUGGGGCUUCAUUCAGAAGUUUGGCAAUUAUAGUUAUUCAAGAGACAGGCCUUAGAAAGAAUAGGAGUUUGUUCAGGCAUUUACAAAUCUCUAAUGAUGGACAUAUUAAAAUUGAUGUCGGCUAGAAUAUAAGCUGCAUGUAUCUUUGCUGCAGAAUCUUCACAACCUUAACACUGAUUGGCACUUUGUAUGUGUGUUUGGUACAUGUAAGAGAUGUAGAAAGAGCUUUGGCUGGGCUUCAUAUCUUUUGAAAUAUCAGAGAUGUGAUAUUAAAGGAUCAAAAGGAGAAUACAUAUUUCAAAAUUGUAUCUAAAAGAGGAAACCUGGGAUAGACCAAGAUGGCCAAUUAGAAGCAGCUGUGGUUCACGGUACUCAUAGAGAGGAAUGAAAAUGACAGGUAAAUUCAGCACCUUCAACUGAAAUAUCUAGGUUCUCUCAUUGGGACUGACUAGGCAAUCAAUUCAACCCACAGAAAAUGAAGAAAAGCAGGGUGGAGUUAUGGCCCACCCGGUGUGGCAUGGAGCCAAAGGAAACCUCACCCCCACCCAAGGGAAGCGGUGAGUGAUUGUGCGACCCUGCCCAGGAAACCAUGCUACUCAAGGAUCUUUGCAACCCGCGGGUCAGGAGAUCUCCUUGUAAGCCCAUGCCACCAGGGCCUUGGGUUUGAUACGCAGAGCUGUGUGGAGUUUUGGCAGAGCAGCCUCUUAGGCACACACGGAGACCCAGGAGGUUUACAUGCUGUAGCCCCAGAAUUCCUGGCAAGGUGGCAGAUUCAUCCUUAUAUUCCCCUAGGAAGGGGGCUGAAUCCAGGGAGCCAGGCAGCAACAUUCUGUGGGCCCCACUUCCAUGGCACCUCACAAAACCCACUGGCUUGGAAUUUCAACCAACCAACAGCAACAGGCUUCAGCCUGAAAUAGGGAGCUCCUGUAGGGGAAGGCUGGCCACCAUUUCUGCAGUUCAGUCUACUCAGUGUUCCAGCCUGCCGGCUCUGGAGAGACCAGGUUGUCUGGACCAGGAGAGGAUCCCCCUUCCCAACACAGCACACCUGCUUUGCCAGAUUGUCUGGACAGGGAGAGGAUCCCCCUUCCCAACACAGCACACCUGCUUUGCCAGAUCAUGCCCAGACUGCAGCUUUUUUUUUUUUUUUUUUUUUUUUUUGGAGAUGGAGUCUCACUCUGUUGCUCAGACUGGAGUGCAGUGGCACGCUUUUGGCUCAUGGCAACCUCCACCUCUUGGGUUCAAGCAAUUCUCCUGCCUCAGCCUCCCAAGUAGCUGGGAUUACAGGCAGGUACCACCACACCUGGCUAAUUUUUGUAUUUUUCAUAGAGACAGGGUUUCACUGUGUUGGCCCGGCUGGUCUUGAACUCCUGACCGCAGGUGAUCCGCCUGCCUCAGCCUUCCAGAGUGCUGGGAUUACAGGCAUGAGCCACUGCACCUGGCCCAGACUGCUGCUUUAAGUAGGACCCUGAUCCAUUCCUCCCCACUGUGUGGGGCCUCCCUGUAGGGGGCCUUCAGUCACUCCAGCCAUGCUUAUACUGACGGAAAUCUAAUCUCUACCUCGGAUGGAGCUCCCAGGGGAGUGGCAACCACUGUCUCUAUGGUUCGGUUGACAAAGCUGUUCCAGCCUGCUGGCUUUGGAGAGUCUGGGCAAUCUGGAUGAGGAAUGGUCCUCCCCCAGCGCAGCACACCUGCUGUACCAAAAGCAGCCGGACUGCUUCUGUAAGUAGGUCCCUGAUCCUGUUCCUCCUGACUCAGUGAGAGCUCCCAACAGGAGUCUCUAGACACCUCCUACAGGAGUCUUCAGGCCAGAAACUGGUCAGUAUCCCCCUGGGACAGAGCUUCCAAAGGAAGAAGGCUGCCACCUUUGCUGUUUUGCAGCUUUCACUGGUGACACCUCCAGGUACAGGAAAAACGGAGGCAACUAGGGUCUCGAGCAGACCCCAGCAAACUGUGGUAGCCCUACAGUUGCUAACAGUCAGUGGCUUGACUGUUAAAGGAAAAACAGGCAGAAAACAACAAGAACAUCAACAAAAAAUAAAACCCCAUUCAAGGGUCAGCAACCUCAAGAUUGAAGGUAGAUAAGCCCACAAAUAUGAUAAAAAGUCAACACAAAAAAAUGCUGAAAACUCAAAAAGCCAGAGUGCCUCUUCUCCAAAUGACUACAGCACCUCUCCAGCAAGGGUACAGAACUGGGCUGAGGCUGAGAUGGCUGAAUUGACAGAAGUAGGCCUCAGAAAGUGGGUAAUAAUGAACUUUGCUGAGCUAAAGGAGCAUGGCAUAACCCAAUGCAAAGAAGCUAAGAAUCAUGGUAAAACAAUACAGGAGCUGAUGACCAGAAUAGCCAGUUUAGAGAGGAACAUAACUGACUUGAUGGAGCUGAAAAACACAACACAAGAACUUAACAAUGCAAUCACAAGUAUCAAUUGUAGAAUAGACCAAGAGGAGGAAAGAGACUCAGAGCUUGAAGACUAUCUUUCUGACAUAAGACAGGCAAAGAAGAACAGAGAAAGAAUGAAGAGUAAUGAACAAAACCUCCGAAAAAAAUAUGGAGUUAUGUAAAAAGACUGAACCUAUGACUGAUUGCAGAACCUGAAACAGAUGGGGAGAAUGGAAACAAAUUGGAAACAUACUUUAGGAUGUUAUCCAGGAGAACUUUCCAAACCCAGCAUGACAGGCCAACAUUCAAAUUCAGGAAAUGCAGAGAACCCCAGUACUCUGAGAAGUACUCAGAGAACCCCAGUACUCCAUGAGAAGAUCAACCCCAAGACACAUAAUCAUCAGAUUCUCCAAGGUCAAAAUUAAAAAAUGUAAAGGGCAGUCAGAGAGAAUGAAAGGUCAGGUCACCUACAAAGGGAAGCCCUUCAGACUAAUAGCAGACAUCUCAGUGGAAACCCUACAAGCCAGAAGAUAUUGGGGGUCAAUAUUCAGCAUUCUUAAAGAAUUCUUUGCCAGAAUUUAAUAUCUGGCCAAAGUAAGCUUUAUGUGCAAAGAAAUAAGAUCCUUUUCAGACAAGCAAAUGCUGAGAGAAUUCAUCACCACCAGGCCUUCCUUGCAAGAGUUCCUGAAGUAAGCACUAAAUAUAGAAAGAAAAAAACCAUUACCAGCCACUACAAAAACACACUGAAGUACAUAGACCAAUGACACUAUAAAGCAACCACAUAAACAAGUCUGCAAAAUAACCAGCUAGCAUCAUGAUGGCAGGAUCAAAUUCACACAUAACAAUACUAAUAUCAAAUGUAAAUAGGCUAAAUGCCCCAACUGAAAGACACAGAAGUGCAAGCUGGAUAAAGAGCCAAGACUGAUUGAUACGCCGUCUUUAAGAGACCCAUCACACGUGCAAAGACACACAUAGGCUCAAAAUAAAGGGAUGGAGGGAAAUUUACCAAGAAAAUGGAAAUCAGAAAAAAGCAGGAGUCACAAUCCUAGUUUUUGACAAAACAGACUUUAAACCAACAAAGAUUAAAAAAAAAAAAAAAAAGACAAAGCAAGGCAUUACAUAAUGGCAAAGAGUUCAACAAGAAGAGCUAACUAUUCUAAACAUAUAUAUGCACCCAAUAGCGAGGACCCAGAUUCAUAAAGUAAGUUCUUAGAGACCUACAAAGAGACUUAGACUCCCACACAGUAAUAGUGGGAGACUUUAACACUCCAUUGACAAUAUUAGAUCAUUGAGAUAAAAAAUUAACAAAGAUAUUGAGGACCUUAACUCAGCUCUGGAUUAAGCAGACCUGAUAGAUAUCUGCAGAACUCUCCACUCCAAAACAACAGAAUAUACAUUUUUCUUAUCGCCACAUGACACUUAAAAAUUGAUCAUAAUCGGAAGUAAACACUCCUCAGCAAAUGCAAAAGAACUGAAAUAAUAACAGUCUCUCAGACCAUAGCACAAUCAAAUUGAACUCAAGAUUAAGAAAUUCACCCAAAAAAUUAAAAUAAAAAUUAAAUUAACUCAGAACCACACAACUAUGUGGAAAUUGAAUAACCUGCUUGUGAAUGACUCCUGGGUAAAUACUGAAAUUAAGGCAUAAAUCAAGAAAUUAUUUGAAACUAAUAAGAAUAAAGACACAAUGUACCAGAAUCUCUGGGAUGCAGCGAAAGAAGUGUUAAGACGGAAAUUAAUAGCACUAAAUGCCCACAUCAAAAAGCUAGAAAGAUCUCAAGUUAACAACAUCACAACUAAAAUAGAGAACCAAAAACAAACCCCAAAGCUAGCAGAAUACAGGAAAUAAGAUCAGAGCAGAACUCAAGGAGACAGAGACACAAAAAAUCUUUCAAAAAUUAACAAAUCCAGGAGCUGGUUUUUUGAAAAAAACUAAAAGACUGCUAGCUAGACUAAUAAAGAAGAAAAGAGAGAAGAAUCCAACACAAUCAGAAAUGAUAAAAGGGAUAUCACCACUGACCCCACAGAAAUACAAGCAACCAUCAGAGAAUAUUAUAAACACUUAUCUGCACAUAAACUAGAAAAUCUAGAAAAAAAAGAAUAAAUUUCUGGAAACAUACACCCUCCCAAGGCUGAACCUGGAAGAAAUUGAAUCCCUGAACAGACCAAUAACGACUUCUGAAAUUGAGGCAGUAAUAGUCUACCAAAAAAAAAAAAAAAAGAAAAAAGCCCAGGACCAGACAAAUUUACAGCUGAAUUCUACCAGGGAUACAAAAAAGAGCUGGUACCAUUUCUACUGAAACUAUUCCAAACAAUUGAAAAGAAGGGAUUCCUCCUUAACUGUUUUUAUGAAGCCAGCAUCAUCCUGCUACCAAAACCUGGCAGAGAUAAAACAAAAAAAAGAAAACUUCAGGCCAAUAUCCCUGAUGACUAUCAAUGCAAAAAUCCUCAAUAAAAUACUGGCGAACUGAAUCCAGCAGCACAUCAAAAAGCUUAUCCACCACAAUCAAGUUGGCUUCAUCCCCAGGAUGCAAGGUUGGUUCAACAUAUGCAAAUCAAUAAAUGUGAUCACAUAAUGAGAACCAAAGACAAAAAUCACAUGAUUAUCUCAAUAGAUGCAGAAAAGGCCUUUGAUAAAAUUCAACAUCCCUUCAUGCUAAAAGCUCUCUAUAAACUAGGUACUGAAGGAACAUACCUCAAAAUAAUAAGAGCCAUAGAUUACAAACCCACAGCCAAUAUCAUACUGAAUGGGCAAAAGUUGUAAUCAUUCCCCUUGAAAACUGGUACAAGACAAGGACCACCCCCCCGCCCUUUCCCCACUCCUAUUCAACACAGUAAUGGAAGUUCUGGCCAGUCAAGUCAGACAAGUGAAAGAAAUAAAGCAUAUUCAAAUAGAAAGAGAGGAAGUCACAGUAUCUUUGUUUGCAGAUGACAUGAUCCUAUAUCUAGAAAACCCCAUCAUCUCAGCCCAAAAGCUUUUUAAGCUGAUAAGCAACUUCAGCAAAGUCUCAGGAUACAAAAUCAAUGUGCAAAAUCGCUAGCAUUCCUAUAAACCAACAACAGGCAAGCAGAGAGCCGAAUCAUGAAUGAACUCCCAUUCACAAUUGCUACAAAAACAAUAAGUUAUCUAGGAAUACAGCUAACAAGGGAAGCGAAGGACCCCUUCAAGGAGAGCUACAAACCACUGCUCAAAGAAAUCAGAGUGGACACAAAUGGAAAAACAUUUCAUGCUCAUGGGUAAGAAGAAUCAAUAUUGUGAAAUGGCCAUACUGCCCAAAGUAAUUUAUAGAUUCAAUGCUAUUGCCAUUAAACUACCGUUGACAUUCUUCACAGAAUUAGAAAAAAAAAACCUAUUUUAAAAUUCAUAUGGAACCAAAGAAUAGCCCAAAUAGCCAAGACAAUUCUAAGCAAAAAAGAACAAAGCUGGAGGCAUCAUGCAACCCAACUUCAAACUAUACUCCAAGGCUACGGUAACCAAAACAGCAUAGUACUGGAACAAAAACAGACACAUAGACAAAUGAAACAGAAUAGAGAACUCAGAAAUAAGACCACACACCUACAACCAUCUGAUAUUCAACAAACCUGACAAAAACAAGCAAUGGGGAAAUGAUUCCCUAUAUAAUAAAUGGUGCUGGGAGAACUGGCUAGCCAUGCACAGAAAAUUGAAACUGGACCCCUUCCUUACACAUUAUACAAAAAUUAAGAUGGAUUAAAAAUGUACAAAACCCAAAACUAUAAAAACUCCAGAAGAAAAUCUAGGCGAUACCAUCCAGGACAUAGGGACAGGCAAAGAUUUCAUGAUGAAAACACCAAAAGCAAUUGCAACAAAAGCAAAAUUUGACAAAUGAGAUCUAAUUAAACUAAAGAGCCUCUGCACACCAAAAGAAACUAUUAUCAGGGUGAACAGACAACCUACAGAAUGGGAGAAAAUCUUUGCAAUCUGUCCAUCUGACAAAGGUCUAAUAUCCAGAGCCUACAAGGAACUUAAACAAAUUUAUGAGAAAAAAAACAUUAAAAAGUGGGCAAAAGACAUCAACAGACACCUCUCAAAAGAAGACAUACAUGUGGCUGACAAACAUGAAAAAAAAGCUCAACAUCACUAUCAUUAGAUAAAUGCAAAUCAAAACCACAGUGAGAUACUGUCUCACAUCAGUCAAAAUGGCAAGUAUAAAAAAGUCAAAAAGAAGCCAUUUGCAGCAGCUCAAAGUGCUGUAAUCCCAAACCUUUGGGAGGCUGAGGUGCGUGGAUCACUUUAGGUCAGGAGUUGGAGACCAGCCUGGCCAACGUGGCGAAACGAACCCGUCUCUACUAAAAAUACAAAAAUUAGCUGGAUGUGGUGGUGCAUGCCUAUAAUCCCAGCUACUUGGGAGACUGAGGCAUGAGAAUUGGUUGAACUCAGGAGGCAGAGGUUGCAGUGAGUCAAGGUCAUGCCACUGAACUUCAGCCUGGGCAACAGUGAAACUGUGUCUCAAAAAAAAAAAAAAGUCAAAAAGCAACAGUUGUAGGUGAAGUUGGGGAGAAAAAGGAAUGCUUUUACAUUGUUAGUGGGAGUAUAAAUUAGUUGAACCAUUGUGGAAGACAGUGUGGCAAUUCCUCAAAGAUUUAAAGGCAGAAAUACCAUUUCACCCAGCAAUCCCAUUACUGUAAUAUAUACCCCUAAAUUAGAAAUCAUUCUAUUAGAAAGAUACAUGCACUUGUAUGUUCACUGCAGCACUAUUCAAAAUAACAAAGACAUGAACUCAACCCAAAUGCCCAUCAAUGAUAGACUGGAUAAAGAAAAUGUCAUACAUAUAGACCAUGGAAUACUAUGCAAACAUAAAAAGAAAUGAGAUCAUCCAGGACAUGGAUGGAGCUAGAAGCCGUUAUCCUAAGCAAACUAACACAGGAACAGAAAACCAAACACUGCAUGUUCUCACUUAUAAGUGGGAGCUGAAUGAUGAGAACAUAUGGACACAUGGUGGGAAACAACACACACUGGGGCCUCUUGGAGGGAUGGAGGGAGGGAGAGCAUCGGGCAGAAUAGCUAAUGGAUGCUGUGCUUAAUACCUAGGUGAUAGAUUGAUCUGUGCAGCAAACCACCAUGGCUCACAUUUACCUACGUAACAAACCUGCACAUCCUGCACAUGUACCCCUGAACUUAAAAUAAAAGUUGAAGAAAAAAAUAAGUCAUAGUAUUAAAAAGGAGAAACCUUGCAAGAAAUAAUUUAUGGAAACAUGAGUUGAAAUGCAGGGUGCACUCAGCACUGCAGUCUAGACCUUUAUUUUGAUUAUUAUCUUAUUCCACUUGGCUCCUGGCUUCCCCUCAUCCUCUGUUCUCAAGUCGGAUUCUUAUUAUUUGGGACUCUGUCUAGUGUUCCCUUGAUUGUAUACAGUAUAAAUUUAACAAUCAUUUGUCAUUUUUCUCACAAUACAAGGUGAAAAGAUUUUGUAAUAACAAACCACUGCAUAUUGUACAAUUAAGUUUUUUCAACCGUUUUAAGGCAGGAUUCACAGUAAACACUUUUGUCUUUUAAAAAAUUAUUUUUAAGGAAUAGAGACAGUCUCACCAUGUUGUUUGGCUGGUCUUGAACUUCUAGGCUCAGGCAAUCCUCCUUACCUUAGCCUCCCAAAGUGCUGGAAUUAUAGGGAUGAGCCACCACACCCAGCCCACAGUAACAUUUCUAAUGUGGCAGAUGUAGUUACAUUGACAAAAAUUUUUCUAGUAAAGGCCAGGUGGGGUGGCUCACUCCUGUAAUCCCAGCGCUUUGGGAGGCUGAGGCAGGUGGAUCACUUGAGGCCAUGGGUUCGAGAUCAGCCUGGUCAACAUGGCGAAACCCCGUCUCUACUAAAAAUACAAAAAUUAGCUGGUGUGGUGGUGUGUGCCUGUAAUCCCAGCUACCUGAGAGGCUGAGGCAUGAGAAUCGCUUGAGCCUGGGAGGCAGAGAUUGCAGUGAGCUGAGAUUGUGCCACUGUACUCCAGCCUGGGCAACAGAGCAAGACUUCAUCUAAAAAAAAUUCCUAAUAAGUUUUGAAUUGAUCAUGAUUUGUGAUUCUACGUUUCUGUGCAGGCUUUAAUAUGAUUGCCUUCUAAUUGCUGUAGUAUUUAUUUUAUCAGACUUCUCAGGUAGAAGCUUUGCCAAAUUUGAAGGAAAAUUUUUGGCAACCUCAGUAUUUCUUCCCAUCUCUAUGAACUACCAAGAAAAUUUGUUGGAGUUUAGUAAUUUCAUCAUGCAUAUUCAUUAUUGGAGCAGGAGUAACCUUUACAUACUCUUCUUUAUUGUUGGCCAUAAGAAUAUGUUUUUUGGAAAGUGGUAUAUGGCAGUAUGUAUAAGGUACAACUGUUCGACCUGGAAAUCAGGAUAGAAAAUUACAACAUUAAAACUCUGAAAAUUAGUAGAUUACAUGGAUGAUGUCACUUCAUUUUCAAAUGGAAAGAACAAGUGUUCAACCACAGGAAUUUGUAUAAAGUGCAUUUAUUCGUAUAAAAACACAAAGGCAGUAAAAUGAUGACAUAGAUGUACAAUAAAAAGAGAAGAGCAUAAUGUAUGCUUUAGGAAUUCUACUGUAGCCUUCAUAACAAACUAAGUGUCUUUGCGUUUCUGGGUUUAUUUGGUUAUUUUUAGUGUGUGCAUACAUCAUUUGUGAAUGAAUAUUCUGACAUUUUCCCUGGCAAUGAGUAUUUUCUGGAAUUUUUCAUUUUAUAAUUUUAUGCAUUUUAAAUUUCUCAUUGAACACCAAUUUUACCAAAGCAGUUAUGUGAUGAAAAAUUUGAAAAAUUAUUAAUAUUAAUCACUUACCUAUAAGGACUCUGAAUAAGAUUGCUCUCUACAUUGUCAUAUGACAGUUCAAAAUUAAGGAAUAGGGAUGUGGAAGUCAUAUUUCAAAAUAAAAAAAUGUAUCUGGUCAA